CUUACGUGGCAGAAUCUCAUUUGCCACAUCAAGAUACCAAAAGAAUAUUUGGACUUUGGGAAAAAACCAAUAAUCAUAUCCUACCCUCCUUCAAACCCAACCCACCCACUUGGUGAGUGAUGAUGAAAUGAUGAGAUCCACGACAACCCACAAAAAAAAAAAAAAAAAUCCGAAGCAAUAAAACUGUCAACUGAAACCGCCGUGGCUCCAUUAUAUAGAAUAAGAAAAUGCUAAUGUGGGUUGCAAAUUUCAGUUGAUUCUUCUUGAAUUAGGUUUUUGGUUGGUUUUAAUCUUUUCCCCUCUUUAGAUUAAGAAUCCUUCUUCUGGGAUUUUCUUCAACGCUUCUUCAAGAAAUCGUCAUUGUCAUUCCAAGAAGUAGCCAGAAACAGAGAGCCAACAGUUGCACGAAAUCUACACACAGUCACGCACUAAUAUAUAUAAGAAAGAAUACUAUUUCUCCUCAAAAUCUGACUUCAUGAUUCUCACGUCUCUUUCUCCUCCACUGUCUUACCAUUUCUUCAGUCCAACUCUACAUGAAUUCCUCCCUACCUGAAGAAAUGGGUCUGUUUUUCUUCCCUUCAUUUUUGCACAUUAUUGAUUGACAUUCAUUGCCGGCCUUAAAACUGUAAUUACUUACCAUUUUCCUCACGAUUUGCCCAUUUUUUACAUCAAGAUCGAAUCUUUUCUCUUGUGUUUUCAGACCCUUUUACCAAAUCUCGAACAGCCCAUUUCUUUAAUCCUUAAGACUAGCACAAAGAUUCCUUCAAUUGAUUAAAAAAUAGGGGGAAAAAGAAUAUCUUGAAUUGUUCUUCUUCAACUAUCUGAAAUAGCCAUGACAGAGGUCCUCCACUCGUCUUCUUCCUCUUCAUCUCCUUCUAUUUCCACGCCAACCCACAAUGGGGCAUUGUUUCGGACCCAGUCAUUCAUGAUAGGAGGAGGAGAAGAACAAGAGGAAGAAAUUGUGGGAGUUUCAGCCGUAGAGGGUUCGGGUGGAAUUGAAGCAGAGGAAGAAGAAGGAGAAGGGGACGCAAAAGACAGAGAGAAUAAGGAGAGAAGGGCUAAUCAGUUGUCCUUGAUUGCUCUUCUGGUGACCCUAUUUCGGAAGAGUUUUUGGAUGGCUUGUAAAGCUACCACUGGAAGAGAUGAGCUCUGUAAUGGUGGUGCUAAUGGUGGAGGAAUGGAAAUUGGGUGGCCUACUAAUGUACGCCAUGUUGCUCAUGUCACCUUUGAUCGGUUUAAUGGGUUCUUGGGUUUGCCGGUGGAGUUUGAACCGGAUGUUCCGAGAAGGGCUCCUAGCGCAAGUGCGACCGUUUUUGGAGUAUCCACAGAAUCCAUGCAGUUAUCAUUUGACACUCGAGGAAACAGUGUUCCAACAAUUUUAAUACUUAUGCAAAGACGUUUAUAUGCUCAAGGAGGUCUUCAGGCAGAAGGUAUUUUCAGAAUAAAUGCUGAAAAUAGCCAAGAGGAGUAUGUCAGGAACCAAUUAAACAGGGGGAAUGUUCCAGAAGAUAUUGAUGUGCACUGUUUGGCCGGCCUCAUUAAGGCUUGGUUCAGAGAACUUCCCAAGGGUGUAUUGGAUCCUAUCUCGCCCGAGCAGAUAAUGCAAUGCCAAUCACAGGAUGAUUGUGCAGCACUUGUCAGGCUUCUGCCUCCAUCUGAAGCUGCUUUGCUGGAUUGGGCCAUCAACUUGAUGGCUGAUGUCGUUCAAAUGGAGCAUGUCAACAAGAUGAAUUCACGCAACAUCGCCAUGGUGUUUGCACCAAAUAUGACUCAUAUGGCUGAUCCAUUGACGGCAUUAAUGUAUGCAGUCCAAGUGAUGAACUUUCUGAAGACACUUAUAGAGAAGACAUUAAAAGACAGAGAAGAUUCUGUUGUAGGACAAGCUUCCACAUCGGACAUGGAACCAUUUGAUGAUGAUGGACAUCAGAGUCCAGGACUGCGUCUGUCAGAUUUCCCUGAAUCAAAUUAUGGGUCAGAGCGAUUGUCUAUAGGAGGACCUGUAUUUGACACAGCAUCUGAGUCCAAUCAAGGGGAGCACCUCUGUAUUGAGGGAUAUCUCACUUCUUCAACCUCUCCUGAAGAAUAUUCUGAUGAGAGUGGGUCCUGUGGAACUCCUGUUCAAACCUAUAGCAUCACGAACACAAGAGAAUCUGGUAGAAUGUUUCCAAGGGCUGGAAGUGUUGAGAACAGCCAGGAGGUCAGAGAAGGCCAGUCAAGUGAUUCCGAUCAGAUGAACUCCAGUAUGAAAAUGAAUGAACAUCAUCCCGUAAGCCUAGGUAUUGGAAUCCAGAGUAAGAGCAAAGGCAUGAGCAACUUAAGCCGCAUUGACUCACUGACCGAGAGAAUCGAAGCCUGGCGUUAGCAUGUGGUUUGUCCAUUAUCUGAAUCCUUUAACUCUGAUUGAAUAUCUCUGUGUAUUGAUUCUUUGAGAUUGUGAAAAUUGUGAAUUACCACCAUGUAAUGCUGUUGACAGUGGCUUUCUAAAUUUCCCUGUAAACUCGUCCUCCUUCCUUUUACAGCUUUUCUUGUAAAAUGUUAGCAUGUUUUCCAUAUGUUUGGUUACAGUUUAUGAUCUUCCAUUAUCGUCUUGCUAUCUUUCGAUUCAGGACCACAUUGUUAACCCUUGAUGUUGAUGCACAGCUAUGCUCUCAUAGUGUGACAUUUACUUU
This is a messenger RNA of Oldenlandia corymbosa var. corymbosa, 2669 nucleotides long. NCBI's taxonomy places the organism in Eukaryota, Viridiplantae, Streptophyta, Magnoliopsida, Gentianales, Rubiaceae. The record is from the annotation of a GenBank genome assembly.